This is a messenger RNA of Coregonus sp. 'balchen', 367 nucleotides long. NCBI's taxonomy places the organism in Eukaryota, Metazoa, Chordata, Actinopteri, Salmoniformes, Salmonidae. The record is from the annotation of a GenBank genome assembly.
AUGGAUGCUACGAUUUACCAAAUAAUCUUUGGGGAGUUUGGGGACCCAAACUGUAGUUUGAUGGAUGCCUUUCAAAACACUUUCUACGAAAACGCAUCGUUCUCUUUGAUGGAUAUUGACGGUACGAUUUGGGGGGAUUUUGACACCGUCAUCAAUGGUUAAUGCUCUUCCUUGACGUCUUAGGCAAUUAAAUAUCAUUAUUUAAACGCCUUUUUGUUUAUUUAAAGGUUUGUAUUGCAAUGCCACAACUGAUGAGAUUGGAACAUGUUGGCCAAGGAGCAACACCGGACGGAUGAUGGAGAGACCCUGUCCAGAGUACAUCAACGGGGUAAAGUACAACACCACAAGUAAGAUAUUAAACCACUGA